AUGGCUAAACACCAGCCAAUGUCGAUGGAAGCGAUGCUCGACGAGGAGCGGAGAGAAGUCCUCGCGCUUUUGGAGCGAACUUCGAACCCGCGACCGAGACCUCCCAGAGAGCUGGGAACCCGCUCCCCGUCUCCCUACACGCCGCGUUCUCCAGUCCGCAGCAUGCUAGACAUUGCGCCUGUGAGGAGUAUGCUCGAUGUGGACAGCCCGCCCCCAGCACCAAUCCGAAGUAUGCUGGACGUUGAUAGUCCGGCCCCUGGCGCGAAGCAAGUGGUUUUUAGUACGCCUUCGUCACCGGUGGAAUCAAACUCCCGAGCCCAUACUGCCAACACUGCGCAUCCAAGGAGCUUAUCGGACGCUUCUUCGAGGCCCGUUGACUUCGGCCCGAGAUUAGGACCCGCUCGGGUGGUAGAUCCGACCGCUGACUACCAGUUUUCUGGAAUCAUCACGCAGCACGCGGGCCAAGCUCUCCCCAAAAGGGUCACACAAGGCGGCAAGCGGUCCAGUGCCAUGGCCGAGAUCAUGAGGGGCAACGAUGUCUCUGGCCUAGUUCUUCCUGGGGAUAGAGGGCGUCACCAUUCUACCUCUGGACCCUCACGCCUGGGAAACAAAUCAAAGUCGCCGCACAACCGCAUAGGCAUGCGCUCGCAUUCUCCUCGUGCCCCACUCAUGGGACGCACCUUGAGCCCGGCCGGACGUGGGGUGCUCAACGAUCCCGAGAUCGUUGCCUACAACAACGCUUAUAGACGCCUCUCGGAUGCAGCUCUGGCCCUGUCCGGAGGGAGUCUGUCCGAGUUAGGGAAACGGAAAGGUUCGAACUACAUGACUGGGAACGGCAGGUUGGUUAAGGACUACCUGGGUCCGGAUGGCGAGCCGCUAGUGGAAGACAGCACCGACGACAACGGAAGUUCGUCUGACGAGGAAGGACAGCGUGGGAGGAAGGCCGCUCGGAGCUCGGACAGUCGAACAUCGCAGAGCGGGUCUGCGUCACCCGAAGCCCAACGGCAGGUCAAGAGCCUGUUGGCAGCGGCUGAGGAAGAACGUGCUCAAGUGGCCUCGCAGCAACCGGCAUACCAAUACAGGUCUCUACUUGACGAGCCAGAGAUUACCGUGACGAAUCCAUCCGGCGAGCGAGUGAAGCACAAUAAACCGGUGAUCCACCCUGCCACGAGCUUUGACAACCCACCGGGGUCUGGCAUCAACACGCCCCUGGAUUCAGACACCGAGCAGGAUCUCACCGACAUCAAAAGAGCGCAGAAGCUAUCCUUUGCGAUGACGCAAAUCAUGGAUACGCCGGAGGCACACCGCACGAUCCAGAUCAUCACACGUGGUGAAUACUCGAAGCUUGUUCAGGAAGCCGAAGAGGAACACCGGCCUCCGCGGAAAUACCUGGUCGCCACCGACCUCAGCGAGGAGUCGACCCAUGCGCUCGAGUGGGCCAUCGGCACCGUCCUCCGCGAUGGAGAUACCCUCCUAGCGAUCUACUGCGUCGACGAAGAGACGGGCAUCGGCGGCGGCGACAAUGCGCAGGUUCCUGACGAGCCGAGGGCGAUGAAGGAGCAGGCGGCAGCGAUUAACACGGUCACGUCCAGCAAAACACCCAUCACGGGGAGCGGCACCAACCUUCCCCUGCGGCCAUCACCCUUGAUCUCGCGCGUCUCAGACCCGGGGUUGGGGAAUAGCGUAUCCCCCGCGCCAUCGCUCAGCAAGGAACGCAGCAAGGCCGAGGAGGAGCGGUACCGCGCCGUCCAGGCAAUCAGCGACCGGGUGACCAAGCUGCUGCGCAAGACGAGACUGCAGGUGCGGGUCGUUGUCGAGGUGCUGCACUGCAAGAACCCGAAGCAUCUGAUCACCGAGGUCAUUGACCUCGUCAACCCCACGUUGGUCAUCCUGGGGAGUCGGGGAAGGAGUGCGCUUAAGGGUGUCAUCCUGGGCUCGUUCUCCAACUAUCUGGUCACCAAGAGCUCCGUUCCUGUAAUGGUGGCGAGGAAGCGCUUGAGGAAACAGGGCAAGUACAAACGAGUGCCCGCAACGCAUCAAAUCAACAAUAUCCAUAAUCCGGCGGCCAGGAGUCUGGCGAAUGCGAAGAUCGAUUGA
This is a messenger RNA of Chaetomium strumarium, 2097 nucleotides long. RefSeq lists its product as uncharacterized. The transcript is spliced from 4 exons. The record is from RefSeq and is a predicted model, not a curated record. NCBI's taxonomy places the organism in Eukaryota, Fungi, Ascomycota, Sordariomycetes, Sordariales, Chaetomiaceae. Bases 1 to 2097 code for a protein of 698 amino acids.